AUGACUGAUACGCCGACAAAAAUCUCAAUGGCCAAAGUGAUUCCCAAAGACGCAUCCACUAAAGUCGGUGGUGCGAAUCUGCAGAACAAUGACACGCCACGCUACGACGCUCCGUCAUAUGCGCUUUCAUCUCCAAAAAAACUUUAUAGUGGCGCGAUAAGUGCACCAGUAUCGCCAAUAAAAGGAACGCGACUGCACAUAAUGGGUGCAAGUGUGUCUGACCUCAAGCUUAAUCACCUUUUUCGUCCUCGAGGGAGCAAAAUUGGUAAUACUCCAAGUCGCCUUGAAGAUAUUGGCAUUUCUUUCAUAUCUCUGCAGUUUUCCGACGCAGAAAUGGAGCAACGGUUUGCAUUGGCGAGGUGUGUGAAGUACCAGACACGUUUAAAGUUUGGGGCAGGAUUCACAGCCUUUUUUAUUCCACUGCUUGUCAUAAUGCAGGUGAGUUUCAAGGCAAGCUCUGAAAAUGGCAACAAAUGGACCCAUUUACCUCUUGUCAUGGUAUUCCCUGGUGUUGUUACAUUAAUGGGAGUACUCGUGAUUUGUUUUCCGCACUUUUUUAUGAAUCACAUGCGGUGGCUGAGUCUGGUCUGUUUGAUUGGACAAAUCAGUGCGUUGCUAGACACGACGGCUGCUGGAACUAUGGUGAGUGAGCGCAACAUUUGGGUACAGUUUAUUUUCUCGCUCGGUAUCACGAGCUCAACAGGGUUGACUUUCUUAAAGUCUACGACUGUGCUAGCAUGCUCAAGUUUGUUUUUCUUGAUUCUGGCAUGGGUUCGGUUCGCAAGUAAGUCAUCCACAGAAGAGCUUAGUGCCCCAGGAACUGUAAGCGCUGCAAUUACGCUUUACUCGAUCCUUCUGUGCUUUUUGUCUUGGAAUUGGGAAUACGAAGAACGCCGCGACUUUGUGCUGACUGAACGGCUUGCUCAAGAGAAUGUGAUGGUACAGAUGACUAUGGAGAUGACUGGCUGGUUUAGUGGCGGGGCAACGGACCAGUCCCCUGACAGUAGAUCCAACGCUGGUGGCAUUCUCAGUGCAAAUUGUCAUAUUGAUCCCGAUGACGUUUUAGUGAAGGAGGAGUUGGGAGAAGGCACGUUUGGCUGUGUUUAUGCAGCUACUUGGAAAGAGACACGCGUGGCUGUCAAAAAGAUCACUUUACAGGGUGAUACUAAGUCAAUUGUGACGAGUUUCGGCUCGGAAGCAAGUGUAAUGGCACAACUUCGUCAUCCUAAUGUGGUAAUGUUCAUGGGAGUCAUGGUCCAUCCUGAGUUUGUUGGCUUAGUGAUGGAACUUUGUCCAAAAGGGAGCGUUUACAGCGUUAUUCACACCAUCGAAGUUAAGAUCGACUGGUCAUUAUUGCUGCGUAUGCUAGUUGACUCGAGUCGUGGAAUGCACUUUUUGCAUUUGAGUAAGCCACCGAUUCUUCACCGAGACCUCAAAAGCGUCAAUUUGCUGAUUGAUGCUGACUGGAGAUGUAAGGUGUCUGAUUUUGGGCUCUCCAAACUGAAAGCUUUUCGUGAAAAUGAUCGAAGCGAUGUGAGCGCAACAACAGCCAGCAGCACUUCCAACGUCCCUCGUGUAUUUGUUGGUUCGAGCGUCUGGAUUGCUCCGGAAGUUUUCAGAGGGCAGGAACACACAGAAAAGACUGAUGUUUACAGCUUCGGUGUUAUUCUUUUUGAAGCACUAAGCAGUUCUAUGCCGUAUAGUUCCAUCUCUGUAGACGCAAUUCCGUUUGUUGUUCAAGCAGGAAAGCGCCCAGUCGAUUUCCACCCACUCGAGUUGCCUCCAGGAGAUGCCAUGGAGGAUCUAUACGGUCUCAUGACUCGCUGCUGGAGUGCUGAAGUCCAUGUUCGACCAACUUUCGCGGUCAUAAUAUCAACCCUUCAGUCUAUACUCACCAAGCACUGCGGAAACGAAAAAUGGGAAGACCACAUUAUUUAUCCAGACCGAAAAAUUGUCAGCAAUUCCAAUGCACUUGAAAAUAAUGAUGGAUUGUCGAUUUGCGAGAAGGAUCUAAUUGUGGAGUCGGCUAUAGGACGUGGGGUCUUUGGCGUCGUGUACAAAGGAAGCUACUUUGGUACUCCUGUCGCCAUCAAGAAGCUCCAUGUGAGCAGUGUUCCAAAAAAUACUCUGAUUGAGUUUGAAAAGGAGUGCAGUAUAAUGAGAGGUUUACAUCAUCCGAAUAUAGUGCUGUUUAUGGGCUCAUGCUCGAAACCGCCGACGCUGCUGCUUGUGACGGAGUUGCUUGCCAAUGGAAGUUUCUUUGACAUAUACCACAAAAUGCCUUGUCCCGAAUCCAGUCGUCAGCUGCGUCUUGCGUAUAGUGUGGCAUUUGAUAUGGCAAAAGGUUUGGCGUACUUGCACAACCAUAAUCCGAUCGUGAUUCACCGUGAUCUCAAAUCUCAAAAUAUUUUGCUGGACGACCGAAUGCGGACAAAAAUUGGAGACUUUGGAUUGUCUAAGUUUCGCGACGUUGGCAAAACUAUGUCCAUUUGCGGCAGCCCCCUCUGGGUAGCACCGGAAGUAUUGCGUGGUGAGAAAUAUGGCACUCCGUGUGAUGUCUACAGUUUCUCGAUCAUUGUGUGGGAGGUACUAGCAUGGGGAGAGCCUUAUCCGGAUUUGGGCUCAAGUGAUAUUAUGAAUGGUGUAGCUGGGGGAAACUUGCGUCCAAUAGUUCCGGAAGGGACGCCUUCAGCACUUGCUAUGCUAUUAGAAGAGUGUUGGACGAAAAGACAGGAUCAGCGACCGACGUUUAAUGAGCUUGUGCGAAAGCUUGAAGCCAUGAGCAGAGACUUCGGAGCGUAA
This is a messenger RNA of Plasmopara halstedii, 2802 nucleotides long. RefSeq names its product tkl drk protein kinase. The record is from RefSeq and is a predicted model, not a curated record. The coding region runs from base 1 to 2802 and encodes 933 amino acids. NCBI's taxonomy places the organism in Eukaryota, Oomycota, Peronosporomycetes, Peronosporales, Peronosporaceae. The transcript has a single exon. Gene Ontology annotation, biological process: protein phosphorylation. Gene Ontology annotation, molecular function: ATP binding; protein kinase activity.